ACAUAAAAGGUUACAAAUUGGUUUUUGGUCAACUUUAGAUUCGGUUUGGUUAUUGGAUAGACCACAUCAGCUCUAGUUUCUGAUACAGAACAUAUGCUAUCCAAUAGUCGCCAUCUGCUUGCCCACAGAAAACCAUAUUUAAUAAUCUAAAGCUGAUGUGGCCUAUCCAAUGCAAUGGUCAGUUCUGCAGAAAGGAGCAGAAAUAAAAUAAAAGAAAGAGGAAGGAGGUUCACUGGUUGGAUUUUUAUUUGUGGGCCAUGGCUCAUCGGUUGGGAACCACUGAUAUAGAUAAAUCAAACACACUAAGCAUUACACUGCAUUUUGUACAGAUUCUCCAAUCAAUUAUAUAAAUACUCUGGAAACAACAACCAAUUCACAGAUGUGCCCAUUGGCAGUUCAUGCUAUCAAAACAGAAUAUAGUCCCUCUUGUCCUGGUGAGUUUAGGUCAUGAUUAAACACCAAAGUUACUUCCAUGAAUCCUUUAGACCAUUCAUUUUAGGAAUUUCUCUGACAAAACGGGGUUUUAAGCUGAGAAAACUUUACUACUGAGAGACUCCUCCAAUGCAUGCUUGUGUGGGAGGGGGAGGACACAAGGGAAAAUCUCAUUGAGGCUUUGAUCCAUAGCCGUGGAAGUCUAGAAGAGGCUGCUAAUGAAACACAGGUCAUUCUCUGACACACUUUGCCAUUGUUUUUUUUAGCCUUCCAAUCCCAGGAGGCAAAAUAGGUUGUUGCUUCUAACUUUUGCUUUGAAAAUUGUGCCCUGAACAAAUGAGACUUCAAUCUAUUUGUGAACCUGUGAGGUCAAAAUGCCUGGCAUCCUCUAAAAUUAACUAUUGGCAGCUCAAGAUACCUUUUCCCCUCUUUCUUCCUCCUUCCUAGCCUAGAUAAAAGCUAGGAAGAAACAGGUCGAACCUAGGUAGCAAAGGAGAAUGGCUUGACAUGAAAGUAAGGGAGUAUCAUGGAAGAGAGUAUAAUCAAAGAGCAAGACUGAGAAGGGAAUACAGAUGGGCCCAUUAACUUCUUGUGUCAGAUGUCAAAGUAGCCAGGACAAAUCCAAAAGCCAGUGGGGAUAGGCACUGAAUUAUGUAUUAAUUCAGUUGUAAUAUGCACUAUUAUUUCUCAAAAUUUGAAAGAAAUAUUGGCUUAGUCUUGCUGGCAACUUCUUGCCAUCGCAGUCCAAAACAGAGAAUUUUUUCAAGUUCUGAAAGCAAAUCAGAGCAACACCUAGAAUAACAGAACCAUAGACUUGGAAGGGGCCAGAAGGUGCGAAUUUACUGUCUUUAGAAUAGCAGAAAACAAACUGCUUCUACUUUCUACAUGACAUGUCUCAGAUAUUUAAAGAUGUUUGUGUCACUUCCCUGUCUUCUCUUUCCCAAACUAAGCAUGUCCAAGUUAUUAUUCAUUGAUUUAAUUUUCAGAAUCUUCGUUGCCCUCUUCUCAACAUGUUUCUUCUAACAUCGUGGUGCCCAAACUGGACUCAGUAUUGGCUAGGUCUGACUGAAGCAGAAUAAGAGCCCACUGGCUCCCAUCCCACUACGCACAUCUACCUCUGAAGGGAAGAACCUGCAUAUGCUGCCAUCAUGGCAAUAUGGGAGGCUGUCCCGUGUUUCAUAGAGAUCAACGGAGGAAGCCAGGUGGUGGAUGCUUCCCUCUGUGGGAUAAGUGCUCUGGAAAUCGAAGAAAAACUUCAUUGCAUCUCUUCCUUUAUUGGACUGGCAACAUUCAGAGUCUUCCAGAAUGUGGAGGCCUUUGUUCCCACACUUCUAACUUCAGUGAUUGCCACUUUCAUCUUUGAAACUUCACAGUCUAUUAGCAGAAAAGAAGAAUAAAUGCAAAUGUAACAUUUCGACCACUGGAUAACUCCCCACGCCUACCCGUCCGGGAAGCCAGUUCAAAGAGAACAGCAGCAUGGAGCUAAGGGGGAGGAUGUGAAAUCUGAGGCUGGAGACCACACCGUCUUCUAACUUCAAGGAGAGUAUGCAUGCAGCUAAUUAAAGACAAAACAAAGCAAAGCCACUGGACUAUUACCAAUAGCUAUUUACAUUUUUGAUGAAAUGUCUUGAAGUAAUGUUUUGAUCUCUAAUUAGAGAUGGCCUCUACAAGCAAUUCUUGUAGCACUAUCCAUGAGGUAUUUUUAGGAAUCAUUCAUUUGACUGGUUAAAAUAAAUACUGUAACGUGCCUCUUAGCCAUCCCCAGAGUAAACAAGUUCAGGAAAGAAGUGAAAAGGAGAAGGCGAGACAUAAAGGAUGCACAAAUAGCUUCCUUUUAAAAAAGGAUUCCAAUCUACCACAAGGAGGAAAUAAUUUCAAUUUUAAAUUACAAUAAAUCACGUUCUUCUCUUUUUCAUAACCUCUGCUGGAAAAUUAGCAGCUGUUUGUAAAGACAAAAUAUGCCCAAAGGGGAGUAAGUUAUGAUGGAUCUUUUUCCCCCCCCUGACAUGCUAGGGUGGGAAAGAUUAUGUUCCAUUUUAGUUAUUGAUGCAAUUUGAUAGCACCCUGUUGUCUCUGAACAUAUGCUUUUCUGUAUAUGAAUCAUAUUUUGUUUUUCUCAACAGAGAAUUAGAUGAGAACAGGCUGGCUGUGCUAUAAUCCAGUUAAACUGAGCGACCUGGGUUUGGAGUUUCUGUGGUUCCCAAUGACUGGCAAUUUUUCCUAUGAAUCAUAUGAGCAGGGGAUCAGUGGAAGAAGAUGGAGAUGAAUUCCCACUCCAGUUCAAGGGUGCUCUGGGAGUGUAUCUACUCUAUAGAAUAAUGUACAGUAGAGUCUCACUUAUCCAACACUCACUUAGCCAACGUUCUAGAUUAUCCAACGCAUUUUUGUAGUCAGUGUUUUCAAUACAUCAUGAUAUUUUGGUGCUAAAUUUGUAAAUACAGUAAUUACUACAUAGCAUUACUGCGUAUUGAAUUACCUUUUCUGUCAAAUUUGUUGUAUAACAUGAUGUUUUGGUGCUUAAUUUGUAAAAUCAUAACCUAAUUUAAUGUUUAAUAGGCUUUUUCUUAAUCUCUCCUUAUUAUCCAACAUAUUCGCUUAUCCAACAUUCUGCCGGCCCGUUUAUUUUGGAUAAGCGAGACUCUACUGUCAUGGAACCAAGUCCCAGGGCUGAAUUUCCAAGCCCUGGACUUGGAGUCAUAACAUAAAUAAUCCUGGAAACACCUGGCAGAAGAAGAUAAAAUGAGCCUGGGAACUCGGGGUUGAAAGUAUAAACAAUUAUAAUUGGUAUAGUGUGUGGGAAUAGUAGAAAUGUGAUACAAGGGGUGGGGUUUGAUGAUGAUAUUUGCGUGUGGUGUUACGUUGCAUCAGAGGUGAUAAAAAUGAUUAUAUGUAAACAUUAGGUCAUUCUCGACUUUUCCCAAAGUCAUGUAUUCUUCAAUAAAGAUUGGAUUUGAGAGCAGCUAUCUUUGAUCUGCGUUCAGACUGGUCCUUUGAAGUGAGCCUGACAUUUAAGUCGAGAAUCCCGUUCUCACCCUCCUGCGGAUUCGCAGUGAAGUGAUAAUGAAUGAAGAAGGAGAUCAAAGCCCAAAUGGAGCAGGGAGGCCUUUGCCAGGGGCCCGGCCGUUGGGGGAAGAGACGCUGCAAGCCAUAGCUUCCUCUACGGGGUACCCCAGGCCGAACGGCGUGACCCAGAGGAUUCCCAGAGGAGGAAGAGGCGUUUCUGCGGCUGCAGAAACCAGUUGGGGAUCUGGAGGAAGCAUGCCGGAGACCGUGGCCCUGCGGUUAUCCAUCCUGGAAACUAAUUUAUCCAGGCUGUCGGAAACCGUGGGGAGGUUGGUGCCACUAUUGGAAGAGAAUCUCCAAAAGGAGCCCACCCGAUAUGGCGCCGAGAGAGAGCCAAGUAAAGAAGGAGAUUGGAGCCAGAGGGGCCAGCGCGCCUCAACGCAGAGCCCCGUGGAGGCGAGGGGCGAGGGGGAUGAGGAAUACUGGCAGGAAUUGGAGUUCCGAGACAGAAUGGCGCGCGAAGUGGAGCGCCAGCAAGCUCUGGGAACUCUGAGGCCGCCAACUCCAACAGAACUUCCAACCCCCCGAAUGGGCGUCGGGGUGGAAAGACCACUGGGGCCAGGGAUCGGGUCCAGUGGAUUAGCGGACGAAGGCGGAGAGGAGCCGGAGAUUCAGGAAGAGGAGGAGGAUGUGCCGUACGACGAGGGAAGGCGAGGUGCGGCAGCUACAGCGAGGCCCGCAUUCGGAUGGGUGGAAGGGCCAACAGCAGCGGCAGAAUUUCGGGAGCCGCGCAGAACGACCGCCGGAGUGGGGCGCGGCGUGUUCAAAGGGGCCGUCCAAGGAAACCCGAUGCAACCCUUCCCCAUGCCUCCCAGACAGCAUCAACGGGCCACAGAAUGGAUGCAAAGGAGGGAAGAUCUCAAACUGGAAUACGGAGGGGAAUCAUCUGAACUGAACUUUUUCCUCAUUAGCAUCAGAGGAUAUAUGGAAGACAAUGCACACACAUUCCCCUCCGAAGCAAGCAUGGUUCGGGCCAUCGGCAACACACUAAAGAGAGGAGCGGCCAGCUGGUAUGUGCAACUACAUGCCAGACGCGACCCAUGCCUGAGGUCAGUGCCCCGCUUCCUCGCCGCACUGGAAAACCGGUUCAGAGACCGGCUAGAGCAAUUGAGGGCUCGAGACCAGCUCAAAGGAAUAAAGCAAAGGGACAAAACGGUGCCCGAGUACGCAGAGGAAUUCCUCCAUCUCGCGGAAAGGGUACCAGAGUGGUCCGAAGUGACCAAAGUGGAGAUAUUUAAAGAGGGACUACGCCCCGAGGUUUUUAGUUGGGCAGCGCACAGAGAUGACCCAGAAACACUCCAGGGCUGGAUACAACUAGCGGGGCGCGUCGAAUCCACCCUGGCCCAAGUAAAGCGUUUCAGGGGCGGCGGCGGCCAGCAAAGACCGGUGGCGAGAGGGCGAGGAGAAACGAGGAAGCAGGAAAGGCCCGGAGGGAGGCCGGGGAUCCCCUUCAAAGGAGAUGACAACAAACCCAAGCCGGGAUGCUUUGUAUGUGGGAAGACGGGCCAUCGAGCAGCAGAAUGUUGGGCCCGGAAGGGGGAGCCGCCAAAACCCUCAAAGCCCAAGCCAGCAACCGGGAGGCGAGCGGAGGAGGAGGUGCGAGCCCCAGAAUCUUCGGAAAGGCUGGUGAGUCGAGACAAACGCAUGCUAGUAGUGCCAAUCUGCCUAUCGGGGCUAGAGAAUCGGGCCACCUGCAGGGCAUUCGUGGAUUGCGGUUGUUCUAGGAACAUUAUAACUCCGGAACUAGCAGGAGCGCUGAAAUGCCAGCAGACGUUGCUUGACUCCCCGAUUGCAUUUUCGCAGCUAGAUGGAUCAGUUGCUGCUGGGGAAGUAUCUACAAAGGAAAUACGGGGGGUCCCAUGUAAAAUAGGCAAAUGGGAAGGAAGAAUAUCCUUUGUGAUAGCCCCUAUUGCCACAUACCACGUAAUACUAGGGAUCCCAUGGCUCGAACAGGCAAAUCCCGAAGUAGAUUGGAGAGGAAAGAGCCUAGCAUUUAAAGAACAACAGACGCAAUGGGAGAUAAGCAAAAUAGCAGGAGAAGAGGACGAGGAAGAUGAAGCAGGUGAAAUAGACCCACAGCUAUUGCCACCUGAAUACAGAGACUUUGUGGAUGUUUUCAAUCAGAAAGAGGCAAGUAAAUUACCUCCCAAGAGGAAUAUAGAAGUAGAAAUUGAAAUAACCUGUCAAGGACAGAACGCCACAAGAUCAAAGAUAACAGAGUUUAUUGGAUUUACAGAACUCAAAAUGCCCGUAAAAGACAAGGGCAAGGCAACUUAGCCUUUAAAAACAAAAAGGGGCAAGAAAAAACGUUCAAAAGAUAAACCGGAUUAAACCGGAGUUUAAUCCGGGUAAAAUCAAAACAGCUUGCUUCAGCCUGGGGAAAAACAAACAGAAGCUGGGAAACAGAGAGUUCAAAAGAAUGCAACUAAUUGGCAGCAGAUAACUCUCUGCUGCCAGCACUAUGUUUUGAGUAACUAGGAGUCACUCCUUCACACAGCAAGGCAAAUUUCCAAUACAAACUCAACAGCCAAGGAUUGAAGCAGUAGCGUAGUCCCAAUUCGUUCCGAAGGUCGAGAGGCAGAAUCAGACGUUUGCAGUUUUCCAAGUCCAAUAGGAGAAAGCGAGCCCGUAGUCAGUUUUCAGUCCGUAAAUCCAGAGUAGCAGAUGGCGUCCGUCAAGAAGACGACGGAAGGUCAAAGCUAUUGAGAUUAAGCAGAGGUUUUGCACAAACAAAAGCCCACACAAUUCCUCCCGCCGUCUGAACCCAAAUUCCAAAACAACUUACGUAUCAGCACACGAAAACACACCAGUCUUCAGGAAAGCGUCCCACACAGAUCCCAAGCGUUCGUCCAGAUUACCUUGCCCAACGCAAUUUGCAAUUGCUCCCAAGCCACAUUUUAUGCCAGUUACAAAUCCUCAUCACUAUCAGCUGCCCUCCUUAACCCGGGCGUUUCCUCAUCACUUUCCUCAUCAGAGCUGGAACACCUCUGACUACGCCCCACAGCAUCCCCAGCUGUGGAUCCCGUCCCAUCCCUCCAGCUUGUCCAUGGGUCUAAUCCUGAAGGUCCCCAUUCAUCUUCCAUCCCAUUAUUGCCAGUGGCACCCAACUCCUCCCUUACCCGAGUCCAAUCCAUCUCAUCCUCUUCCGAGCUAACCAGCUCUUCCUCCAUUCUCUCCGUGAACCCCUUAAAAGACUCUUCGUCAGAUGGUUCUGCAAAGAUAUCUCGCAGCCUCUUUCUUUCUCGCUCCUCGAGAGUAUCUGACUCUCGAGGAGUCUUACGUCCACGUCUGCCAGAAGCAGAGCCAUGAGGCUCAAUCAUAACAUAACCCCAGGAGCAAACUUACCAAAACCAAAAGUGUAUCCCAUGUCUGUUCAGGAGAAGGAGGAAUUGAGGAAAUAUAUUGAUAAGAACCUGGCGCGAGGCUUCAUUAAGCCAUCCAAUUCUCCUCUCAGAGCCCCAGUGUUAUUUAAGAGAAAGAAAGACAACUCCCUAAGAUUGUGCAUUGACUAUUGAAAUUUAAAUGCAAUUACUAAGGACAAUAAAUACCCUAUGCCCUUAGUAAAGGAUUUAAUUACCGUAUUGAAGAAAGGGAGCAUAUUUACUAAACUUGAUUUAAUUGAAGCAUAUCAUAAAUUAAGAAUCAAACCUGAGGAUACUUGGAAAACUGCAUUUUCCUGCGCAUUCGGCCAUUUUGAAUAUAAAAUUUUGCCAUUUGGGUUAAAAAAUGGCGGCAGUUGCUUUAUGCAGCUUAUAAAUGAAAUACUGCACCCAUUGUUGUACCGAGGGGUAUUCAUAUUCCUUGAUGAUAUAUUGAUCGUGAGCGAAGAUAAAGAAAAGCACGUGGAAUUGGUCCGGGAAGUUUUGCAGAGACUAAGGGAAGCAAAGCUGUAUGCAAAACUGUCCAAAUGUGAAUUUAAUAAAACUCAAAUUGACUUUCUGGGGUAUCGGAUUUCUCCAGAAGGGUUAGCUAUGGACCCGUCUAAAGUAUCAGACGUAAAAGAAUGGGGAGUACCCCAAACAAGGAGGCAAUUGCAAUCAUUUCUGGGGUUUGCAAAUUUUUAUAGAUCGUUCAUAAAAGGCUUUGCGCAAAUAACCGCACCCCUUACUGAACUUUUAAAGACAAAAGGGAAAGGGGAGACAGCAAAAGUGAAAGCUCCUGGCGCCAAACUGAGUUGGACGCCAGAAUGCCAAAAGGCAUUCGAAACCCUAAAAGGAUGCUUCACAGAAGAACCCGUCCUAUAACACCCCGAUAUCCGGAGCCCUUUCAUAAUCCAUUGCGAUGCUUCAGACUGUGCAUACGGGGCAGUACUAUUGCAAAAGGAUCAAAAUGGGAACUUAAAACCUUGUGGAUAUUUGUCCCGGAAGUUCAGUGAAACUGAAAAAUGUUGGCCCAUAUGGGAAAAAGAGGCAUUAGCCAUAUUAAAAGCCUUAGAAUGCUGGCGACACUUCCUCGAAGGGAGCGGAAUCCCAUUUGAAAUUUGGUCUGACCAUAAGAACCUCCAGUAUUUAAAAUCUCCUCGAAAAUUGUCCCCCAAACAAAUUAGAUGGGCACAAUACUUCAGCAGGUUCGAUUUCCAAUUAAAGUUUUUCCAAGGGAAACAGAAUGUCUUGGCUGAUGCUCUUUCACGCAUGCCUCAACACGAAGGCAUAACCACAGCAAAAGAGGGAACAAUAUUCUCUGAUAAACAAUGGGGCUUAGCUGUCAGGACAAGAGCGCAAACCCAAAGAGAGAACACUGCUAUUAUUGAAUUCGACGGGGAAAGUGGUUGGGGAAAAGAACUGAAACAGUCAUACGAAGGAGAUCAGUGGAUCGCAUCCAACGCAGAAAAGGGGGAGCAGAAGGGGGGAUUUUGGUUUGUGAACAAGAAACUGUAUAUCCCAGCAAUAUUAAGGAUUAAGAUUUUGCAUCGUUUUCACAAUAACCAGAGCGCUGGUCAUACAGGAAUUACAAAAACAACAAAGGCAAUAGCAAAACAUUGUUGGUGGCCAGGAAUGAGGAAGGACAUAAAGAAUCAUGUUGUUCAAUGUGAUGAUUGUGCCAGAAAUAAAUCGAGAGGAGGAAAGCCAAUGGGAUUAUUACAAACAGUAGCAGAACCUACCAGGCCUUGGGAAUGUGUAGCUAUGGACUUUGUGGGGGAACUGCCGGUUAGCAAAGGACAUCGUUAUAUUUAGACAGUAUUAGACCUGUUUUCUAAACAGGCCCACUUUAUAGCACUGACAAAAUUACCAUCGGCAGAAAAACUAGCUGAAUUAUACAUAAACCAUAUUUACAAACUUCAUGGAUGUCCCAGUAGAGUGGUCAGUGACAGAGGGGUUCAAUUCACAGCAAAAUUUUGGGAAAAAUUCUUGGAAAUGCUAGGAGCAGAAAGGAGUCUAAGUUCUGCUUUUCACCCCAUGACAAACGGGGCAGUAGAACAUACUCAACAGACACUUGGGCAGUUCCUUCGAAUGUACUCUAACAUGAGACAAACUGACUGGUCUAAGUGGCUGGCUUUCGCAGAACUAGCUUUUAAUUCGACUAUACAUUCAGCAACAAAUAAGACUCCCUUUGAAGUAGUUUACGGGUAUGAAAUACAGCCUCUGCCCCAGUUGCCAAAAUGGACAGAGAAUGAAGAAACAGGGGCAGGGAAAUGGAAAACUCAAAUGCUAGAAUGCUGGAGUCAAGUGACUGCAUCCUUAAAGGAAACACACAAAAAGUAUAAAACAUUCGCAGACAGAAAAAGGGUGGAAGGCGAUAAAUUGGAGAAAGGAGAUUUAGUGUGGUUAAGUACCCAAAACAUCAAAUUGGGGCUACCUUCGAGAAAAUUGGGCCCCAAAUAUAUUGGACCAUUCAGAAUACACGGGGUUAUCAACGAAGUGACUUUCCAGUUGGCAUUGCCAAAAAGUUUAGGGAAAAUACACCCAGUAUUCCAUCGCAGCUUACUGAAAAAGUAUAUGGGUACUUUGGACAAAAUGGACACAUAGAGUUAUUGUUUGAUUUAUUUCAGGAUUGUGAUGAAAGAAGAGCCGAAGAGGAGGACGAAGAAAAAGAGGGCGCCAUGUCAUGGAACCAAGUCCCAGGGCUGAAUUUCCAAGCCCUGGACUUGGAGUCAUAACAUAAAUAAUCCUGGAAACACCUGGCAGAAGAAGAUAAAAUGAGCCUGGGAACUCGGGGUUGAAAGUAUAAACAAUUAUAAUUGGUAUAGUGUGUGGGAAUAGUAGAAAUGUGAUACAAGGGGUGGGGUUUGAUGAUGAUAUUUGCGUGUGGUGUUACGUUGCAUCAGAGGUGAUAAAAAUGAUUAUAUGUAAACAUUAGGUCAUUCUCGACUUUUCCCAAAGUCAUGUAUUCUUCAAUAAAGAUUGGAUUUGAGAGCAGCUAUCUUUGAUCUGCGUUCAGACUGGUCCUUUGAAGUGAGCCUGACACUCUACUGUAGUUUGAUACUAAUUUGACAUGGCUUAAUGCUAUGGAAUCCUGAGAUUCUUGGUUGGGUAUGUUAGAUGAAUAGUAACAACAGCGAUAACAGCAGCAGCACACAUUAUAAAAGUAACAAUGAUUUCAUCAAUUUUGAAUUGGACGAGGAAAUGACAUUCAACUCAUAUUUUCCCAGAUAGGAUCUAGGGUUCUUCUUUCCAGUUUUUGUAAAUAGGCUUGCUCAGGGUGGAGGUGGGAGUUACACUCAUUGGCAUAUACAGCAAAACAAAACAGUAGCUGGAUUUCCUCCUGAUAUCAGACAGAAAUUAAGCAGAAUGAAAAGAAUGAAAUACAUUCCAUUCAAAUGACUCAAAAUGAAAUACAGGCAAUUCUGGGGAAAUGAAAAUAAAAGAAAGGCACUUUUUGAAACAACAUGUCACGGGGGAACAAAAGGCAUUUCUCUGUCUCUGAAUACACUGAUAUUGUUUAAACCUAGCAUUUGCUGAUGUCCUUGAAAAAAAUAACAGACCACAUUGAGCUGGGUAGGGGACAAGCAUAUGUCAUAGUGUGUAGGCUGCCAGAUUUUGCCAUCCUGACUUUUGUUUAGCUCUCAGGACUAAUUACAGUAUUUUCUAAAAGCUAAAUAUUUCAAUAGCAUAACUCACAUAUUACAGCAGGAAAUAUAAGCCUACUAUACUAUACUAUACUAUACUAUACUAUACUAUACUAUACUAUACUACAAGGUAAGUAUCUCUUAUCUGGAAAUUCAACAUUUGGAACACUCCAAAAUCCAAAAUUGUUCCCAUGGUUUUGCUGAGAUAGCAACACCUUUCCUUUCUGAUGGCUCAUUGUGCACACACUUUGCUUCAUGCACAAAAUCAUUUAAAAUAUUGUGUAUAAAACUGGCUUCAGGUUAUGUGCAUAAGGUAAAUGAAUGUUAUGUUUAGGUUUGAGUCCAGUAUCCAAGAUAUCUCAUUCUGUCUAUACAAGUAUUCCAUUUACUAAUAUCUACGAUAUAGUAUUUUAUUACUGUAUAAUUAUAAUAUUUGUGAUAUUAAUAAUAAAAGGUAGUAUCUUUUCUAUUAACCUCCUUUGCAACUCCAGUUUAGAGUUGAAAGCUAAAUGUGCCCAUGCCCACACACACACUUGGCUCUUGCUGGCACAGAAGGAGAAGCUGCCAUCAAAACUCUCAAAACGGCAUCUGUGCUUGGCAAUUUCUAUGACACAGAGAAGGUGUUCCUAUCAGCGUCUACAGCGUGAUCGGCCAACUCUGCAGCGCUUUCCAGAAACAAAGUCACUGUGCUCCAGAUACAGCGCUGCUUUCAUAAGUAUGAUAGAGAACUGUCGCUUGAGAGUCAGAUCUCGGUCCACCUAGAUAAAUAUUUUAUUUAUUUAUUUAUUUUAAUUUACUAAUGGCAUGACUCUCAUUGUUAGUUCUAAUUAGUGUACACAUUGAAUUGAUGGGAUUUACACAAGGGCUGAUUCCACAGACUCCUAUGUCCUAGUUGAAUACUGUAAUUGCUACACCAGCCUCAUAGGCUCUUUCAGAAUAAUCAUGGAAGCAAAAAUCACCUCCUGAUAUAUAUCCUCUUUCCUAUCAGGAGAUAUACUUUACUAUGACUAAUAGCUGUUACUUCUGACAGUUCUUGAUAGACCUUACAUUAUCUAUCUAUCAUCGAAGGACCCAUCACUGUCAUUGCUAAUAUUUCUUAACAUUCUCCUUCAACCUGCUCCAAACCCCUCAUUCAAUAUGUUUUGGAGUAGUGUCACUUUCAGCUUGCACCAUCAUGGAAUUGCUGUGUUAAAGUGUAAUGGGACUUGUAGUUUAGUGUAGUGUUGUGUAGAGGUCAACAGAUUGGGAAAUGCCAGGUCUUUUUUUUAAAAAAAGCUGUCAAGUCUGUGGUUGAGAACUUAUAAAUAUGUGUUGCUGGAUAAUCCAUUGCCUUGAAAGGAGCUGUUUCUGAGUAGACAUGCCUUGUACAUUUGUGUGAAUAAACCACUUAGAGUGC
Anolis carolinensis (green anole) is the source of this 11897-nucleotide messenger RNA. RefSeq lists its product as uncharacterized. The record is from RefSeq and is a predicted model, not a curated record. Gene Ontology annotation, molecular function: nucleic acid binding; zinc ion binding. Lineage: Eukaryota; Metazoa; Chordata; Lepidosauria; Squamata; Anolidae. Bases 3493 to 5772 code for a protein of 759 amino acids. The transcript is spliced from 4 exons.